UUUUUCCGGAAGUAACUACGUGUGCAUUUUCGCGACAGUUCAGGAAGCAUUUGCAAGCUGCAAUUGUGUCGAAAAACAGCAGUUGCUGUUUCAUGUAAAGGAGUAAAGCAGAAGAAGUUUUCCAGCACCAUGUUACCAACCACUUCGCCAAAUGGCGCUCUCGGCUCCAGGGACGCUGCGCGCCACACGGCGGGAGCCAAGCGCUACAAGUACCUACGGCGCCUGUUUCAUUUUAGACACAUGGACUUUGAGUUUGCCCUGUGGCAGAUGCUUUACUUGUUCACGUCACCACAGAGGGUCUACCGGAACUUCCACUACAGGAAACAGACCAAGGACCAGUGGGCCAGGGACGACCCGGCUUUUCUGGUCCUGCUCAGCAUCUGGCUGUGUGUGUCAACAAUAGGUUUUGGAUUUGUGCUGGACAUGGGAGUGCUGGAGACUCUGAAGCUGCUGCUGUGGGUGGUCUGUGUUGACUGUAUAGGGGUCGGUCUGUUCAUAUCAACCCUAAUGUGGAUAAUCAGCAACAAAUACCUGCUGAAACAUCCCAGCAGAAACUUUGAUGUGGAGUGGGGCUACGCAUUUGAUGUUCAUCUCAAUGCUUUUUACCCACUCCUGGUCAUCCUGCACUUUCUGCAGCUUUUUUUCAUUAAUCAUAUUGUGGUGAUAAAUUCAAAUUGGUUCCUGGGCUACUUUGUUGGAAAUACUUUAUGGCUGAUUGCUAUCAGUUAUUAUCUCUACAUAACCUUCUUAGGAUACAACGCUCUGCCCUUCCUGACAAACACCGUGGUGCUGCUCUACCCCUUCGCUCUGCUCAGCCUCAUCUACAUCCUCUCUGUCUCACUGGGUUGGAACUUCACUCAGGGUCUCUGCUGGUUUUACAAAUACAGAGUCCAGUAGGAAGUGUUUGGCGCCCGGGUUGGACUCCAGCUGACUCCAAACCUGUCCGCAGCUCACACCUGCAGGGUAAAGACUCCAUUUAGAGCCACUGCUGGUCAACAUCGAGAGAGAGACUUCUGGUUGGCUGCCAGUGAACUGAGCCUCUGGGCCCUCUGUUGCUCAGCUUUGUCUUGAUUUUCUGUUUGGCUCUUAUGUUGAACCGGAGCUCCACAGUCGGAAUACAGAAAUUCAAUUGGACUUCCCGCAGAAACAAGACGACUAACGACACACAGCUUUUUAUUGGGUAUUUUUUUUUGUAUGAUUUGUAAAUAGUUCUCUUUCAGGUUGUAAUAUAUACACAGAGGAUUGUUCCUGAAGGAGAAUAAUUUGCUCUUUGAGUUGUUUUAGGGGAAGAAGGACAAAGAAAAGAAUCAAAUCCUGCUUAUUGAAGAGAAAUAAAGAAGGAGGAGAAAAAAAUUGAUGGAAGCAUUUUUUCCUUUUCUUUUUUCUUACUGUGUACAUUCCAAAGCACUUUCAAUAAAGGGUUUUAUGGUAGUCAUUGUCUCACUGUUCCUAAUCCCCAGCAGAACGUUUGCCCUCCAGACCGGAAAGGUUUUUUUUGUGGCGUGCGCCAAUCUCAAUCUCCAUAGUUUUUUCAAGUUGUGUUGCAUGAAAGCAGACCUCUUAUUGAAAUAUCUGAGCAGUAUUUCAUCACACGGCGUGAUUAGACAAGCAGAAUCCUUCUCUGUCUGUAAAACGUAUUCAAAACCAUGAGGCUCAAUAAAACAAACAACUUCUGAGUUGUCAAAACUAAACCUUUCUUAAUUCAUGACAUGUCCU
Menidia menidia (Atlantic silverside) is the source of this 1716-nucleotide messenger RNA. The record is from the annotation of a GenBank genome assembly. Lineage: Eukaryota; Metazoa; Chordata; Actinopteri; Atheriniformes; Atherinopsidae.